This is a messenger RNA of Rattus rattus (black rat), 508 nucleotides long. It is a transcript of the gene Apoa2, whose product is annotated as apolipoprotein A2. Gene Ontology annotation, molecular function: high-density lipoprotein particle receptor binding; cholesterol binding; apolipoprotein receptor binding. The record is from RefSeq and is a predicted model, not a curated record. NCBI's taxonomy places the organism in Eukaryota, Metazoa, Chordata, Mammalia, Rodentia, Muridae. The transcript is spliced from 4 exons. Gene Ontology annotation, cellular component: spherical high-density lipoprotein particle; very-low-density lipoprotein particle; extracellular region. Gene Ontology annotation, biological process: cholesterol homeostasis; cholesterol metabolic process; cholesterol transport. The coding region runs from base 93 to 401 and encodes 102 amino acids.
UAUAUAGCCCCUAUCUCCAGCCAAGCCGGGAGUAGCGGACGGGAAGGACUGCAACACAGACCCGCACUGUUCCUAGGCUGCAUUCUGCCAUCAUGAAGCUGCUUGCAAUGGUUGCACUGCUGGUCACCAUCUGUAGCCUGGAAGGAGCUUUGGUUCGGAGACAGGCAGCGGAGACAGAUGUGCAGAGCCUGUUCAGUCAGUAUCUUCAGAGUUUAACUGACUAUGGCAAGGAUUUGAUGGAGAAGGCCAAGCCCUCAGAGAUUCAGAACCAAGCCAUGGCUUACUUUCAGAAUGCACGGGAGAGACUGACACCCUUUGUCCAGAGAACUGGGAUGAAUAUGAUGGACCUCUUAAGCCGUUUAAUGAGCCCCGAGGAGAAACCAGCUCCUGCCGCUAAGUGAGGUGUGUCAGGACUCGUCUUCCUACCCCAGCUGACCCACUGGCCAUCGCUGGAGUCCCUCUCCCGACUUUCUGCUUGUCUUUUCCAAUAAAUUCGGAAGGAGUUAAA